Molecule: messenger RNA, 1612 nt
Organism: Salvelinus sp. IW2-2015
Lineage: Eukaryota; Metazoa; Chordata; Actinopteri; Salmoniformes; Salmonidae
Source: RefSeq, a predicted model, not a curated record
UAUGAUAUGUAGGAAGACAGAGUGAGAAGCCAAACUUUGAGCCCAUGAAAUGGACACCCGGAACAAAGUGAUCAACUUGCUGUUUCUUAUAGCACUCAUGGCAACUGCUCUGAGCGCUGUGAUCACGGAUCCACCCCAAAGGACAGUGGAAGCUCCUCUUGGCUCCUCUCUGAUCCUCAACUGCAGUUUUGAGCCCCAGACUAGUGCCUGGGUGAGGUGGUGUUUCAACAUAAACCAAUCAUGCGGUGAUUUAUGUUCCAGUCAACUUUCCACCCAUAAGAUAUCGGUCAACAAGACUGUGGAGCAGAACGAUGGAGGUCAUGUCCUUCAGGAGUCUGGGAGAGCUUGGUYCAGACUGACUGUGAGAGAUGUCCGGUACAAUGACAGUGGGUGGUACUUCUGCCAGGUUUUGGCAGAUAUCCCUUCCCUUAGAAACAGUUUUAGCAAUGGAACUCAAGUUAUUAUUACUGGCAAGACAACAAAGAGUACCCCUCCAUUGAUGACAGUAACUCGGUCUCCCCACUCCAAUGGGGGUUUGUUUCUAGGCUGGAAGCUGUGGGUAGCAGUGGGAGCAGCAAGUGCCAUACUGGUUCCACUGCUAGUGGUCAUCUGGAUCUUACUACAACGAAGGAGAAGCAUAAUACAAAGAGAGAAUCCUACCUAUACCAAUAUGCCUGCAAUAAAACAACCCUCUCCGCGUCCAGCACAACAGACGGACAAACAGAAGAUUUCUCCCACUUUAAAAUAUCUCAGGACCCCAACUCCAGCCAGAACCCACGACAACAAACACAUCAGGAUCCCAACUCCAGCCAGAAGCCAUGACAACAAACACAUCAGGAUCCCAAUUCCAUGCAGGGCAAAUGACAACAAACACCUCACCAAGAUCUCAACUCCCCCCAGGGCCCAUGACAACAAACCCCUCACCAAGAUCUCAACUCCCCCCAGGGCCCAUGACAACAAACCCCUCACCAAGAUCUCAACUCCACCCAGGGCCCUUAACAACAAACCCCUCACCAAGACCCCAAAUCCACCUAGAGCCCAUGAUGGCAAACAUCUUCCAACUCCUGCCAGGGCACAUGACCUCAGGACCCCAACUCCAUCCAGGGCCCAUGACAGCAAAUAAAGCUCAAAACCUUGACUUUUUAUGAUUCAUAUUUCCUAUCCUGAAUCUUCCAACAAAUCAAACUAUCUCAGCAAGUAAUUUAAUCCUGUGAGUGUAGUGCAACUCUGUCCUAUUUUACAGAGCUAUCACUUCAGUAUUGUUUUUGGUUGCUGUUAAUUAAUUUUCCAGCAGAUGGCAUGCUAUGGUAGCCUACUAAAUUAGGAUAAAUUAUCGUUGUCUAAAUAUUAUUCUCAGGGUCAUUUAAAGUUACCCCAGUUCUGUAAAGCAUCAUUUAGUAAUAAGGAAAAUAAGUGCUAUUUUCUGGAAGGUAUUUUGUAUAGGUAGCCUUUGUAAAAAGACUGUUUGAGCAACACAUAUUGGGCUUGAAAUACAUAUCUAUAGCUGUUUAUAGUGCAUUCAUAAAAUUCCAUAUUUCAAUCUUUACUUGCAAUGGUAGCGCAAAAAUUGUGAACCAAUAAAGUAUGUGACUGGCAAUUGUGCUAUAUUUAC